AUGGAUAUCAAACAGGUCGAAUGGAUCAACAGCUCUGAUCUCCCGCCCUUUUUUCGCGAUGAAGUUCUUGGACCGGCGGCACACGUCACAAAGCGGUACUUUCGUACUGCGAAAGGCCAACUCGACCCUGCACGUGUCAAGAUGGCAACCCCCUUUGUCGUUUCUAUUGUAGGAACUGGUAAAAGGGGGAUUGGCGUUUCUAUUGUGCUUUCCUAUGCAAAGGCUGGAGCAUCUGGGAUCCUAUUAAGUUCACGCACUGAAGCGAGCUUGAAGCACGUUGCUGAGCAGGUUAAAGCUAUCAACCCAAGUUGUCGCGUGGAGUACCAAGUUUGCGACGUGUGUAUAGAGGAUGACCUUGUUCGAUUGGCCUCUCGCUGCAAAGAAUGUUUUGGCCGAUUAGAUGUUGCAGUACUCAAUCAGAGCGAUCUACCACGCCUCAUCCAAAAUAAAGAUGGGAGCCUACGCUUCCCCUAUGGUCUCUAUGAAGAAACACGCGAGGACGUCUCCAAUAGCUGGGAUACUAAUUACCAUGGUUCUUAUCUGGCUAUUAAAGCACUGCUCCCUCUGAUUCGAAUCUCCGUUGAUGGCCCCCAGUCGAUUAUCAUACUUUCUUCUAUCGGGGCACUCUCCUCUGAAACGUCUCCCACGACCUGCACGGCCUCUUACAUUACGAGCAAAUUUGCAGUUACCCGUCUGGCGGAAUUUGUCCACAAUGAAUUUAAAUCAGAUGGCGUGCUGUGCUUUGCUAUUCAUCCUGGAUGUAUUAAGAUCAACGACGAUUUUCCAAUUCCGUGGGACUUCCUCAUAGACGAUGUUAGCCUACCUGGUGGAUUUUGUGUCUGGCUUACAAAGAUGAAGCGUGCCUGGCUCUCGGGUCGUUUUCUGGUCUCAGGAUGGGAUGUUACUGAGCUGGAAAGCCAGAAGGAAAGAAUUGUGGCCGAAGACAAAUUCAAGUUUCGAUUGGUAGUAUAGACGGGGUUUGCAUUUUCUCAUGGACUAUUAGAGCGUGUGUG
Penicillium canescens is the source of this 1013-nucleotide messenger RNA. Its product is annotated as SDR family oxidoreductase. The transcript has 2 exons. NCBI's taxonomy places the organism in Eukaryota, Fungi, Ascomycota, Eurotiomycetes, Eurotiales, Aspergillaceae. Gene Ontology annotation, molecular function: oxidoreductase activity, acting on NAD(P)H, oxygen as acceptor. Gene Ontology annotation, cellular component: intracellular anatomical structure. The coding region runs from base 1 to 972 and encodes 323 amino acids. The record is from RefSeq and is a predicted model, not a curated record.